AUGUCUGAAACAGAGGAAGAAUUGUAUGAACGGAAGAUAUGGACAAUAUCAGAAAUGUGCUCAAACCACAAUCAUUCUAUGUCAAUAAAUCAGCACAUCAAUGGCAUCAUCAUCAUCACAUUCUCCUUCAGCUCCGUCUUUUCAUCUCAAUCAUGGAAUCACAAUGUUUUUCUUAGUUUUAGAACAGAUUCUCGCAAGACUUUUGUGGAUCAUGUUUACACAACUUUUGUGCAACAAGGGAUCUACACUUACAAGGAUGACAAAAUACUAUUGAUCGACCCAUCCUUUAAGAAGGCAAUCAAAAAAUCAGAUAUUGUCAUCAUCGUAUUCUCUAAAAACUAUGCAGAUUCUUCAUGGUUGCGAAAACAAAAACGGAAAUACGGAGAAGCAUUUGUGAAACAUGAGUUAGAGAACAAGAACAAAGUCGAAUCUUGUAGACGAAUCAAAUCGCUAACAGGUAUGAAUCAAAGGGCGUCAAACAAACUGUUUACACAAUUUCACAGAGGUUGUAGCUAAUAAAAUCAAGCACAAAUGCUCGUAUGCAAAGUUUGAAAUCAAAGUUACAAAUUGACUCAAGUGGUUUGCGCAUGAUUGGAAAUGGGGGGUUGGGGGAGGUGGUAAGACUACUCUUGCAUCUUCGAUUUAUGAUGAAAUCUCUAUCAAGUUGAUGGUUGCUGUUUUGUUCAAAUAUUCAAGAGGACUCAAGAACGUGUGGUUUAACAAAAUUACAAGAUAAAUUUAUUUAUGGAAAAGAAUGUAAACGGGAGCCCACCAGCAUAAAAAUAUGGUUUAACAAAUAUGCUUACUCAUUAAUGUCUUUGUCACACAGAAAACAAUCGAGGACGUUAAAUGCUAACGGGAGCCCACCAGCAUAAAAAACACACAUCUUUUGAAAGCAACUCAUAAUCUUCCAUAGGUCUAUAAUCUUCCAAAAGUCUAUAAUCCUGGGGUGCAUGUUUGUGGAAGAGCCUAUCAGCCCCGUUAUCGUCUAACAAGCUAAUAUUGUGUAUAACAUCUACCUUGUGAGCAUAUAAUAAAUGUUCAUCUUUAGUUGUGAUUAUUAUUCGGCUUCCUACAACGAACCAAUCAUGUGAGUCAGCUAACAUUUAGGUUUUGCCAUAGAAAGGGCGAUUGUUUCUGAUGAUGUGGAUCACGUUAACAAUUUAAAAACGUUGGUUGGGUCACGUGAUUGGUUCGGUGAAGGAAGACGAAUAAUAAUCACAACUAGAGAUGAACAUUAAUUAAAUGCUCACAAGGUAGAUGUUAUACACAAUAUUAGUUUGUUAAACGAUGAUGAUGCUAUUAUGCUCUUUCGUAAACAUACCUGAGAAUUAUAGACGUGUGGAAGAUUAUCAGCAGCUUUGAAAAGAUGUUGUUUCUUACGCUAGAUUAUGACAGCUUUCAAAAGAUCUUUCUUACAUUGGUGGGCUCCAGUUAGCACUUACAAUAAUGAAUGGAGGAGUGCAGUAGCCUUUUGUGUAAAAGCUAAGAAUCAACUUUACUUACAAAAAUGAAGGGACGUCAAAGAUACUUGUGGCUUUCACCUUGAUAUUUCAAACAUUUAUUCAAUAAUGGUUGUGACUUUCUCAAAAGGUUAUCAAUAGUACUUAACUUGUACUUCUCUGAUUAUAUAGAAACUUCAAAUCUCAA
Messenger RNA from Lactuca virosa, 1650 nucleotides. The record is from the annotation of a GenBank genome assembly. Lineage: Eukaryota; Viridiplantae; Streptophyta; Magnoliopsida; Asterales; Asteraceae.